Molecule: messenger RNA, 1102 nt
Organism: Pipistrellus kuhlii (Kuhl's pipistrelle)
Lineage: Eukaryota; Metazoa; Chordata; Mammalia; Chiroptera; Vespertilionidae
Product: procathepsin L-like
Biological process (GO): immune response
Cellular component (GO): lysosome
Molecular function (GO): cysteine-type endopeptidase activity
Source: RefSeq, a predicted model, not a curated record
AAAGUUCUGGGAGAUCCUGGACCAGCACGUGCUGACUGCUCCUGCUAGGCUGCACCCCGAAGGUUUUAAAACAUGAAUCCUUCUCUCUUCUUCAUUGCCCUUUACUAAAGCUUCAGAUGCUCCAAAACUUGAUGGAAGUUUAGAGGCACAAUAGCACCGAGGGAAGGCAACACACAGUAAGCUACCUGGCUCGAAUGAAGAAGGACGAAGGAGUACAGUGCGGGAGACGAAUAUGAAAAUGAUUGACCUGCACAACCAAGAAUACAACCUAGGGAGACAGAGCUUCACCUUGGCAAUGAACGCUUUUGGUGACAUGACCAACCAAGAACUCAUGCAGGUGAUGAAUGGCCAUCAAAACCAGAGAAGCACAAGAAAAGGGCAGAUGUUCCGGAAAACUGGCAAACUUAUCUCAUUGAGGGAACAGAACUUUAUGGACUGCUCUCAGGCUCAAGGCAAUGAAGGUUGCAAUGGUGGCCUAAUGGAUAAUGCCUGUAUUAAGUCCAACAGAGGCCUGCCCUCAGAGGAGUCCUAUCCAUAUAAUCCAAAGGUUGGACCCUGCAAAUACAGGUCCAAAGAUUCUGUUGCCAAUGACACUGGCUUCAUGAACAUACCUGAGCAGGAGAGUGCCUUCAUGAAGGCAGUGGCAAUGGUGGGGCCCAUCUUUGUUGCUAUAGAUGCAAGCCAUCCUAGCUUCCAGUUCUAUGAAGGUGGCAUUUAUUAUGAGCAGCACUGCAGCAGCAUAGAUCUAGAUCAUGGCAUUCUGGUGGUUGGCUAUGGCUUUGAAGGAGAAGAAUCAAGUAACAAUAAAUACUGGAUUGUCAAGAACAUUUGUAAAGCUUGGGGCAAGAACAGCUACAGAAAGAUGGCCAAAGGCCGGAACAACCACUGUGGAAUCGCCACCGCGGCCAGCUCUCCUCCUGUGUGAGAUGAUGCUGAUAAAGAAAGCACCGAUUGAGAACAGGCUAUCCAGAGGAAGAACUUUUAUCUGAAAACUGACCACAUUUUUCUUAAUGGGAUACAACACUUGAAUCUUGACGAUCCAAACUGUGAUUUGAAUGCUGUGAUGUUUUACAUUGGUAAAAUGUUACCACUUCUUUUAUAA